AGGAGCAGCCCCGGACCCCCAGAGCCGCCUGGGGCCCCCAGAGCCGCCCGUUCCCCGUUUGGAAGCAGGAACGAAGGCAGUCCCUGCGUGUGCCGAGGUACGUGACUUAAGGUUGAAGAGCAUUUUCCAACUACCUGUCUUGUGCAUUGCUAAAAUAUAAAAGAUUCCACAGCUGCCUGGUCCCCUUGUUGUUGAGACCUAAACAACCUGCAGGACACUGGUUGGCUGCUCAGACUAACAGAGCAUUUAAACAACUCUCCAGUGAGGUCACACACUCCAGCUCACCUGAGGGUGUCCUGAUCCGUGAAGAGAGAGGAGCAGGAAGAAUGGGGGAAGAAAGAGCCCAGGGAUCUGGAUCUUUGACCCUGGCUGAUGAACUCCACAUAAAGCCACUGUGUGAAGGGAAGGGGGACUCAGACAAAGAAUCAAUGUUAAAUGGCACUGCGGGGCAGUUUAACCUCGAGGCUGCGAUUAAAAGUGUUGACAAAAUGUCCAGCGAGUUGAAGAAGCUGAAUGUGGAAAGCCAGCUCCUGCUUUGUGACCUUAUUCUGAAUUUCAACCAUCCUAUAAAGGCCAAAGGCUUACGAGAAGCUGAAGAAAAGACCUGGAGUUUGACAGAUUAAACAUCCAUUUUCUUGUAUUGUCUUCUAUUAAUACUGCUGAAGUUUCUUUUUUUUUUUUUCUUUUCCUCUUUCUUUUUCUUCU
Molecule: messenger RNA, 705 nt
Organism: Chiroxiphia lanceolata (lance-tailed manakin)
Lineage: Eukaryota; Metazoa; Chordata; Aves; Passeriformes; Pipridae
Gene: C15H5orf58
Product: chromosome 15 C5orf58 homolog
Exons: 7
Coding region: 327-623 (98 amino acids)
Source: RefSeq, a predicted model, not a curated record